Messenger RNA from Microcebus murinus (gray mouse lemur), 5611 nucleotides. It is a transcript of the gene RAB11FIP1, whose product is annotated as RAB11 family interacting protein 1. The record is from RefSeq and is a predicted model, not a curated record. NCBI's taxonomy places the organism in Eukaryota, Metazoa, Chordata, Mammalia, Primates, Cheirogaleidae. Gene Ontology annotation, biological process: regulated exocytosis. Gene Ontology annotation, cellular component: intracellular membrane-bounded organelle. Gene Ontology annotation, molecular function: small GTPase binding.
ACAGAGGCCGCGGAGUGCGGCGAUACUCUGCUCGCGCCCGCGGUGCCGCCACCAUGUCCCUAACGGCCUCGGCUGGCCGGGGCCCGGGGGCCGUGUGGUCCCCAACCCACGUGCAGGUGACGGUGCUGCAGGCGCGGGGCCUGCGGGCCAAGGGCCCCGGGGGCACGAGCGACGCGUACGCGGUGAUCCAGGUGGGCAAGGAGAAGUACGCCACGUCCGUGUCGGAGCGCAGCCUGGGCGCGCCGGUGUGGCGGGAGGAGGCCACCUUCGAGCUGCCGCCGUUGCUGUCCUCCGGGCCGGUGCCGGCCGGCGCCGCCACCCUGCAGCUCACCGUGCUGCACCGCGCGCUGCUCGGCCUCGACAAGUUCCUGGGCCGCGCCGAGGUGGACCUGCGGGAGCUGCACCGCGACCAGGGCCGCAGGAGGACGCAGUGGUACCCCCUGAGGUCCAAGCCGGGGAAGAAGGACAAGGAGCGGGGGGAGAUCGAGGUCGACAUCCAGUUCAUGAGGAACAACAUGACCGCCAGCAUGUUCGACCUGUCCAUGAAGGACAAGUCCCGGAACCCGUUCGGGAAACUGAAGGACAAGCUCAAGGGGCGGAACAAGGACGGCCCGUCCGACACCGUGUCGGCCAUCGUGCCCGCCACGGCGGCUCCGUCUGUGGACAGCGACGACGAGUCCCCCUCCAGGGACAGGAAGAAGAAGUCGAAGAUCAAGACCUUGUUCUCCAAGUCUAACUUGCAGAAGACGCCACUCUCCCAGUCCAUGUCCGUCCUGCCGACUUCAGGUUCAGGCAGAGUGCUGCUGCGCCCCGGGGACUUCCCGUCCCGGUGGGGCGACGAGGAAGAAGAGGAGGAUGAGUCCUCCUCCUCCGCCUCGGACGCCGCGGCUCACAAGAGAACGGCGAGCACGGAUCUGAAGCAGCCCAACCCGGUGGGCUUCACCCUCCCCAAGAAGGAGGGCCUCUCCUUUCUCGGCGGCCUCCGGUCUAAGAGCGACGUGCUUUCCCGCUCUAGCGUGUGCAUCAACGGGAACCACGUCUACCUGGAGCAGCCGGAAGCCAAGAGCGAGACCAAGGACAGCAGCCUGUCCCCCUCCCCGUCCCCGCAGGCCUUCAGGAAGAAGCAUCUGUUCUCAUCCGUGGAAAACCUGGCCGUCCAGUCUUGGAAGGAGCCUGGGGAAGGAGUCGAAGUGCCUCCUGACAGGCGGCUGUCCGGGUCCCCCGCCAAGGAUGCUCUGAAGUCCCUGUCUCUGCCAGCCUACCGGCCGGCCGGCAAAGACACCAGGGAAAACACAGCCCUGGCGAACCCGGAGGCCGCCAGAGAGAGCAAGAAGCCGGAGAACAAGAAGUCCUCUUUGCUUUCCCUGGUGACAGGGAAGAAGGACGUGGCUAAGGGCAGCGCCGACGGCGGCGGCGAAAGCCCCCCUGGUGGCCUGGGGAAGGAGAGGGGAGGCUCGCUCACGGAGGCCAGCGAGGACCGUGGGAGAAGAGCCGAGAAAGACACCAUGGCCGUUGUCUCCGGACGGGGUGACUCUCUGAACCCCUUCGAAGACGUGCAGAUCACAGAACCGGAAGCCGACCCGGAGUCCAGGUCUGAGCCAAAACCACCUGUCCCCGCGGCAAGGGCUCCCCAGACCAGAGCUGUCAAACCCCGACUGGACGUGUCUCCAGAGCCCCAGCCCACAGCCAGGCCCCCUCCUCACCCUCACUCUCCUCCUCCUCUUCCUGCUUCCCGCUCUGGUUCUGGCCGGGCACCUGUCCCCUCUGAUUCGGAGCGUGGUUCAGAGGCACGGUCCUCUGAGAGUCCUUCUGCCGCCUCCUCUCUCUCCUCCCCCAUAGCAGCGCCCAUUGCCACGUCCACUCCAGUCGAGAGCUGGCCUCCCGCAGACAAGGGCCCGGCCAGGUCUGGAGAGCCGCCCCCGCUCCUUGGGGCAGAGUUGCAGAAGGAGAAUUUAGCACCAGCCCCGAAGAAUGCCGUUUCUUCUGCCCUGGGGUCACUUUGGGGACAGCCGCCCGUUCCGCCCCGGACGCCCCCAGAGACAGGCACGGAGAGCAGCAGCAGGGGCGGAUCCGAGGAGCCUCUUCGGGAGCAGCCUAAAACGGGGCGACAAGAAGGGCUUCUGAGGCCCCCGCGCACAGAACGAGACCACUCCCCACCUGAAGAGGCCCGGGAAGAAGAGGCGUCUGUCCUUCCACGGGGCGGUGGCAGAGUGGCGGGCCCGGCUGGGAGGCCCCCCCUGCCCGGGCCUUGGGUGGGGAACGAAGCUGGGGACGGUGGGGCGACUGCUUCAGUUACGGCAGCCGCCGUGCCCCCUCUUCACGCGGGAGAGGCGGCCCCCUGGUUUGACUCCGGGAUGGGCAAGUCUGCAGAGAGAGCGGACCUGAACGCCAGGGAGGGCCGAAAGAAAACCAAGAAGCACGUGUCGUUCUCCGAGCAGCUCCUGGACGAAGAGGAGGUGGCGAGGCCCGCUGGGGGCACAGAAGAGGGCGAGGGCUGUCCCCAGGAGCUGGCUGCUGCUGCUGCGGGGACAGCCGCUGGAACCGCAUCCGGCGGGGAGCCUGCUGGAGAUUCCCGCACAGAAGACACCGAGGGGGAACCCACUGCCGCCGCACCAGGGCCCCCGGCGGGUCCUGCCCUCCGCCCCUCCCACGAGGAGCGCCUCUCCCAGGGCCCCGAGAGCCCAGCGGGAGACACCCUGCCCUUCAGGGUGUGGGCAGAGGAUGCCCUGCCGGCCCAGCGCCAGAGCAAAGCCAGUGACCACGAAGGGCUGCUGUCUGACCCCCUGGGGGACCUCCGGUCAGCCCCCGAUGUUCCAUUUCCCACCACGGCUGACCUGAACUUGACCCUUCCUUCCAUCCCCGAGGUCGCAUCGGAUGAUGAAAGAAUAGACCAGGUGGAAGAGGACAGAAAGACAGCAAAGGUGGCCACUGCGUCCUGGAGCACCGGCGUGGGGGCGGGCGGGCGGGCGCCUGCAGAGAGCCCGCCCAGGGACUUCAGGCCGAAAGCGCCCGGAGCGUCCGUGGCAGCCCCUUCGGGACAGGCCGCGGCUUUAGGAAUCCAGAAGCCACACCUUGGCCAGAGCCCCAGUUCGGAGGCACAGCUGCCAGGCCCCGGCGGUGGCGAGGGAGAAAACCCGAAGGGAAGCGGGAGUCUUAGUCAGCGUCCUGGCACGUCCCUGGCCUCUCCCCUCCCCAGCCCCUCCCUCUCUGAGCCCUUUCUCUCCACGCUCUCUGUCCCCGGCUCUCCACAUUCUGACACCCAGCACGCCAGUGCAGCAGAAUCUCAAAAAAAAGCAACAGCAGAGGGCUCGGCGGGGAAAGGUGAACAUUUUGGCAAGAGGAAGCCACUCCUCCAGGCCUGGGUCUCACCCUCAGAGACACAUCCAGUCUCAGCUCAGCCGGGCGCUGGCCCCGGGCCGGCCAAGCACAGACCUCAUCCUGUGAAGCCCAUGAACACAACGGCCACCAAGAUUGCUAACUCCAGCUUGGGAACUGCCACCAUUAUCAGUGAGAACAUGAUCAACGAAGCCAUGAUGAAGAAGUACAGCCCCUCAGACCCUGCUUUUGCCUACGCGCAGCUGACCCGCGACGAGCUCGUCCAGCUGGUCCUGAAGCAGAAGGAGACCAUCGGCAGGAAGGAGCUGCAGGUGCGGGAGCUGGAGGACUACAUCGACAACCUGCUGGUCAGGGUCAUGGAGGAGACGCCCAACAUCCUCCGCGUCCCGGGCCAGGUCGGCAAAAAAGCGGGGAAGAUGUAAAUCGCCGGAGGAGCAAAACAGGCGUGCUUUCUGUGGGUUUGUUUCCGCCCGCUCCCGAGGUCGAGAGCCGACCAACCUGCCGGGCUCCGGGUCGCCGGCUCCCCCGCGAGUUAUCUGGCCAGAGUCAACUCCACCCACUGAAGCCAGGUUAAUGAUUACAGUGAAUCUUCCGCUGUGUGUUCCCACGCCUGUAACUUUUAAACGCCGCUGUGCCUUUACCUGGGUUUGUAGAUGUUUCAUGCCCACCAGAGAUGUGGUCAUCGGGUCUGACCCUGAGCCCCAGACUGGGUGGCACAAGGAGGUAUUAAUGCGUUUUAACACUAGGGCUUUCUUUCCUUCUUGUGGAGACUUUUUUCCAAUGCAUAUCCUCCGGUCAUCAAAGCUUCGGGUGAAAUGAGAAGAGGACCCUGCAGUCGGUGCUGUGUUACGCAUCCUUUCUUGGCUUUUGAGUAGCUCAGGUGUGCUUCUGGCUGCAGAUGCUAAAUUUUGAUACCAUAUAAACCUACCCAGGUUCUCAGACUUGAGUCUUAUUUUUUUUUUUUUGAUGGGAACAGAGGCAUUUAGGGAAAGCCUCUGGGCGUGCCUUCUAGAUGUCGAGCAAGCUGCCUUUUUUCUAAACGUGUGAACUUCUAUUCUCGAGCCUUAAAAUGUGCCCUUUAGACCUGUGGGGCCAUUCUGCUGGAGACAGGAAAAGCACAACACAGGAAUUAGGAGAAUUACUCUUUACUCUGUGAUGGGAGUUGGUCAGAGUCCCUCCCUUGGUGGCAGCAGGGUUCCUGCUGGCUUGACUUGCCUGUUCGUGCCUUGAUCGGGGUUGGUGACCCCGGCACCCACUGCCACCUGGUACAGAGUGACGUUUGUCAGUGGGAUUCCUUUGGCCACCCUCCUCUCCCCCUGUGCCUUUGCUCGGCUGGUUUCCUUGGCAACACUUCCUGGGGAGAGACAGGGUCCACCAGGUCCUCAAGCUGAAGAAGCCCCUUCCUUGUGCAGGGGACAGAGACCCACAGUCUUGGGCCACGAAGGGCUUCAGCUGUGUCCCUGUGUCUGUCCUUCGAAUACCUCCUGCCCCUGCCCAAAAGGAAACCCAAGUUACUUCUGGGAUACUGGGGGAGUUGCAGUGAGGGGCUCAGUGCAGUUAAUCAAACUUAAAAGCCAAUAGAAAGAAGAAAUGCCUCGGCCUCUAAACUGUUGUUUCUUUUUCCUUUUCCUUCACGAAUACACUCACAGGCAUUUUACCUCCUUGUUAUAAAAUUGUGAGGAGCAAGAAGAUGAUAUUUUUUGCAGUGCUGUAUUUUCAAAACCAGAUUAAUAGACAUAUACUUUUUAAACUAGGGUACUUGACCCCUUCUUAACUGAAACCACCAGUUCAGAUUCUUCGGGUAAAUUCAUUGUUACUCACCUAAUAUUGGAACUGGAAUAUUUCUGCAUUGCUCAUUUUUUCCUCCUGGCUGUGAUAGAAUCUUAGCAAAUCUCGUGCUCUCUCCUAGGGGAAGACUGUCACAGGCCCAUGGCCUGGGCAGGGGUUGAGAUGAUAGCAGUGAUUAAAUUGGGACUGUCUUCUGUGUGUGUUCUUGUUAUAUUGAGGGUAAGAGGCAAGAUUACCGGCAGCAGGAUCCCUUCUCAGGCUCCUGUCUGCUGCAACAUUGGUCAUUUUGGAGCACUUUAAUCUGAAGGAUGAUACUGUAACUUGAUUUAUCUAAUUAGCUUUUAAUUAUCUACAGCUAUUUUAUUUUAUUUAAUUCCUCCUCCUACGAUACUGGGGACCACUGUAAACUUCUCAGACGACUUGUAUUUUUGUAGUGCUAUGAAAUUUAUUUACAAACUUAUAAAAAAAACCCGUAUAUUCACUUGAA